Neoarthrinium moseri is the source of this 1062-nucleotide messenger RNA. RefSeq lists its product as uncharacterized. The transcript is spliced from 3 exons. NCBI's taxonomy places the organism in Eukaryota, Fungi, Ascomycota, Sordariomycetes, Amphisphaeriales, Apiosporaceae. Gene Ontology annotation, cellular component: nucleoplasm. The coding region runs from base 1 to 1062 and encodes 353 amino acids. Gene Ontology annotation, biological process: regulation of alternative mRNA splicing, via spliceosome; mRNA splicing, via spliceosome. Gene Ontology annotation, molecular function: N6-methyladenosine-containing RNA reader activity; mRNA binding. The record is from RefSeq and is a predicted model, not a curated record.
AUGGAGGACCACCGCCCCCGGUCGGACACUGCUCACGAUCCUGACUUUGAGGAUUGGCUGACCUUCACUGGAUGGCACGAUGUCAAUUUUCGCCACCGAAAGUUGGAGUACUUUCGCGACCGCGAGGCUAUGGAGCAACAGAGAGCCAUUUGGACUGCGAGAGAAGCCCGAGUCCGAGAUUUCGAGCAGAACUAUGGUACUGCUCACGAGAUUUACCGCCCCCAUGUCAUGCUUCCUUCUACAGAGAACGACUCCUCGGCAGGUGAUGGCUAUGGACCUGACACAACCGAUCCAGGUACUGGCAACGAGGUCCGUCACCAUAGACGCACUUCGCAAGGUGAGAAUCAGUCGACACCGCCGUACGACGAUGGCAGUAACGCGACGCGUAUUGUUACACCGCAGCCUCCUGAGCCUGCGCAGCUUUGCACACCAUAUACAGGUCAUCGAGCAGCCCGCUUCAGCGACUCAUCUCGCACGAUUGGUCGCGGUAGAUCUCGUAGCCCGGUUCCGUCAGCACAGUUACGUCACCAUCGCUACGGCAUCAUCAACGGCGGCCUAUAUGCUCAACAUCGCGAGUACCGAGAGCGCUCCUUGGGCUCACACCCAUCUCAGGAACUUGAGCUGGACACCCGUUUUUUUGUGAUCAGAUCCUACAAUAUUGAGAACAUCCGAGCAUGUAUUCAGGAGGGUAUCUGGGCCACGAAACCUGCAAAUGCUGGAAAGCUCUGUGAGGCUUUCAACAGUUGUAAGAACGUGAUCUUGAUCUUUGGAGCAAAUUCCUCUCACGCCUUCCAGGGAUAUGCUAGGAUGAUCUCACUUCCGUCAGCUGAUGUUCCCAAGCCCAGUUGGUACCACACGCUGCGCUGGGCCAAGUCGGAGCCUUUCCGGGUGGAGUGGAUCCUAACAAAGAGCGUUGUUGAUAGCCAUGUUCGAGGCUUGAAGAACCCGCUCAACGAGGACUUACCGAUAACCCGAUCUCGUGACUGUCAGGAGUUGGACGACUGUUGCGGUCGCGAUCUGCUGAACAUUCUCCAGCGUGAGGCCACAAAGGCUUCGAAGUAA